Messenger RNA from Lutzomyia longipalpis, 2649 nucleotides. RefSeq names its product acyl-coenzyme A diphosphatase FITM2 (gene Fitm). Bases 110 to 1273 code for a protein of 387 amino acids. Gene Ontology annotation, biological process: lipid droplet organization; phospholipid biosynthetic process; lipid storage. Gene Ontology annotation, cellular component: endoplasmic reticulum membrane. The transcript is spliced from 3 exons. The record is from RefSeq and is a predicted model, not a curated record. NCBI's taxonomy places the organism in Eukaryota, Metazoa, Arthropoda, Insecta, Diptera, Psychodidae.
ACACGAAGCCGCGUGUGACGUCAUGCCACGAAUGUCACAAAACGAGACGGAAGAAGUUGAUGGAAGAAAGAAAAUUUAAUGCAAGCAAAGGAAAAAUAAAUAAAAGAAAAUGGUCUCAAAACGACGUCCACUUCAUCCAUCGGGGCAGAAUAUGAACUUCCGGGGUAGUGCAGCUGCCGAUGGGCGUGCUGAAUCAAAGGGUACGCGCCCCACAACGGCCCCCACAUCUGUGUGGGAAGUCCUGACAAUGAUGGUGCUGUAUGUGUGCAAGAAAGCCAUCUUCUACGAUAUAAAUCUCAAAGUUGCCAUCUACCUGGGCAGCCUCUUCCUCGUGUCUCUCAUUGGGGACUUUAUCCCCUAUCCCAGGACGUACUUCUCAAGGUCAGAUAACUUGUUUAAUCAGUACUUUGUGAAAAUUGGAUGGUUCUGGACGCUAAUCCUCACAAUUCCCUACACAUUCAUCACAUCCUACAUCCUCUGCUGUGGGGAUGCCAAGAGAAUGGUUAAGCAUCAUAUUGUCCGGAUUGCAAUUGCCACAGGUGUGUGGUACAUGUGGACAUCAAUGUUUAAUAUCAUUGAAUCAUCUCUGGGACGAUGCACAGAUCGUAGAUUUGACACAAAGCCCACGUGCCUGAAGGCGGGACACCUUUGGAAUGGUUUUGACAUCUCCGGGCAUGCAUUCAUCCUCAUCUACUCCAGCCUCAUGCUGAUCGAGGAAGCACGCCCAAUUGUUUGCUGGGAAGCAAUAAAGGAGCAUCUGCGCAAUGAGGAGCACAAUAGAACGACAAUGGACAGCGCAGCUGCCCGGAAUCCCCUGACAAAUCUCAAAGAUGACGAAAUUGCCCGACUUAGCUACCUCUACACGCGCUACACGCCCAUUGUGCGCCUCCUCUUUGUCGCCAUGACGGUCCUUCAGCUUCUCUGGGACGUCAUGCUCGUGUCCACAAUGCUGUACUUCCACAAGAUGAUUGAGAAGGUUGUUGGGGGUAUUAUUGCCAUUCUCAUGUGGUUCUUCACAUAUCGCUUCUGGUAUGCCAUGCCGACAAUCCUCCCGGAUCCCGUGGGUAAAGGAUUAUUCGCCUAUCAGAAGGAGAAAGCCCGCCCGGAACCGAUUCCCUUGCGCCGGAAUCCGAGUGUGAUCAUUAAUCCGUCAACGGGGAAGCCAAUUCCUCGUUUCAUGGGGAUGCCACUGUACACGGGGAGACCCGAAGCAGCAAACACCACAAACAUCAGCAAUGGAUUGAACCCCGAACCCGGACCAAGUCGAUACUGAUUGGGGUGAGUGGGGAGUUGUAUCAUGGGAAUGGUGGGAAUUGCGGCGGUUGUGCCUUUAUCUCUCUCUAUCCACAAGUAAGAUGAAUUCUCGAAAAUACGCAGAAAUUCUUUGAAAGAAAUUAAAGUUUAUUUUGUGAGGGAAAAGAACAAAGAACUCUAGAGAGUUAGAUUCAGGUGAAUAAGGACAAUCUAUAGCAGGAGCGAAUCCAGGAGUUUUUCUAUUUUUUUCGAGGGCGGAUGACAUUUUCUACAUUUAUCGGGUGUUUUAACUAAUUUUCAAUUUUUUUAUUAAAAAAUCUGACGGAAAAAAGAUAAAAUUGAGAUCUUUUGGCUAGUCACGUGAGCUGUUUGAGGAUUAAAAACCGAAUAUAACUUUUUAAAACUUUCAGGCUUGAUUCUAUAGUCCGUUUUGGGCUUAAAUUUAGUUCAUUUAAGUCUUAAAUUUAGUCCGCUUUGGGUUUCAAUUUAGUCCACUUCGGGUUUGAAUUUAAUCCUUUUUAGGAUUUUGCGUCUUAAUCAGAUCAUUUUAGGGCUAAAGUCGAAUAACGUUAAUUCAAUAUGAUUUUAUUACUUUAUUUUACAUGAAUAAGGCUCAAAUUGAGAAGAAAAUGUUUAAAAAAAAUACUUUAAUACAAGUCUAGAAAAUACUUAAUUCAAAUCUGAGAAGUAUUUAACUCAAGCCGAAAUUAUUGGAGGAGCAAAAGUCCAAAAGGUAGUAAAUUCAAGUUUAAAACGUAGUAAAUUCAAGCCUAAACCGGACUAAAAUCAACCGUAAAAGGAACUAAAUUCAAGCCUAAAAAUAGUUAUUCGGUUUUAGGUCCUCAAACGGCUGACUUUCGCCGAAAGAUCUCAAUUUUGGUACCUAUUUUUUCGCAAUCCUCAAAUAAAAGCUUUAUCAAAAUUAUAAAAGAAAUAAAAAAAUGAAAAUUUUGAUGAUUCAUUAAUUUUUAUUUAAACUUCUCUCAAUCAUUUUUCUUUGAUUUAAUUCAGAUUAAUUUCUUAAAUUGAGCAUCUUCUCAUUUAUAUUUUUUUAAAUUCAUCUGAUUAAGGGUCUCUGAAUAAGACACAAAAGCACAUGAAAAGCUCCAAAAGAAAAAGAAAAAAAUAAAUCUCCAUCCCUUGCACAAUUCAUCUUCAAGAAUCCUGCGUAUUUCCUUCGCAUUGCACCACACAAACUCCUCCACAAAUCACUUCCGGAAUCGGCUCUCUCCGAAUUAAAUUGCAAUACAAACUUUUCUUUCCUCAAACUCAUUUUAAUUUAUAAUUUCUAUUAUUAUAAUUCUGGAAUGUUGUGUUCUUUCAUUUUGUUGUGUUUUUUUUUUUGUUGCGACUGUAAAUAAAUUUUUAUGCGAAUAAAGGGUUGAAAAUAAGGAA